CCUUCCCCCCCCCCCUCGCCCGCCCGCCCCCUCGGCACGCACGCCGGCGGCGGGCGCCGGAGCCCACGUGGCCAUGUCGGCCAGGCAGACUGAAGUUCUCGGGAGCCCAGUCGGCAGGACUGCCAGCAUGACCCCGUCAGCCCUUCAGGGCGUCUCGCCCUUCUUCCCGGAGGGCGCCGGCGGCGUGGAGCGCCGCCCGAGCGGCCCUCUGCAGCCCGGGCAGGCGCAGCCGCAAAUCGUCAUGUGCCACUUCGGGGACCCCGGGCAGCCCUUCCAGCUGCACAGGCUCGACGACGCGACGCCAGCCUCGGCAAUCCGACCAGGCGGGCCGCCCAUGCCGAGCCCCUUGCGGCGGGGCGCCUCGGUCCCCAUGGGCGCGGCCCCCGUGAUGAUGCAGGUCCCCGAGGGCGCUGCGCCCGCGCCGGGAGUCCUGUACAGGGCACAGACGGCGCGCGCCCGUCAGGUCGUCCUCGCCGUCGUCGUCGUUGUCGUCGUCGUCGUCGGCGGCGGCGGUGUGCGCGUUGUUGAGCCUUCUGCUAUUUCUUUCUGGUUCCAUGUGGG
Molecule: messenger RNA, 561 nt
Organism: Prorocentrum cordatum
Lineage: Eukaryota; Dinophyceae; Prorocentrales; Prorocentraceae
Source: the annotation of a GenBank genome assembly